Zychaea mexicana is the source of this 645-nucleotide messenger RNA. RefSeq lists its product as uncharacterized. The transcript has 2 exons. Bases 1 to 645 code for a protein of 214 amino acids. The record is from RefSeq and is a predicted model, not a curated record. Gene Ontology annotation, molecular function: protein binding. NCBI's taxonomy places the organism in Eukaryota, Fungi, Mucoromycota, Mucoromycetes, Mucorales, Lichtheimiaceae.
AUGUACCGCGACAUUAAAACGAUACCAACACCUUCAGGAUGGACACCUGAAAUAAAAUACAUUGACAAACUGAUAUGGUCACCUGCUAUUCCACAAGAAUUGCGCCUGAGCUUUGAUCCCAAGCCUGCCAAGAUGGCUGAUCAAGUGCAAUCGCCACGAUUCCUAAACGAUCAUGUCAAUGUACGAGGCACGUCCUAUCCAGGCAUAAAAGAGCAGCGACGAAACAUAAAAAUCAAAAAGAUCAUGGACAAGAGUCAUCCUUGUUGUGGAGCGUAUGGGCUAUAUGCCGCUCAAACGUUACAACCACGCCAAUUAAUUCUCGAUUAUCUGGGCGUCGUGGAGUAUCAGACAUAUGACCCAACCUCGGACUAUGUUUUACGAUUUGGCACGGAUCUGUCUAUCGAUGCUGCAAAGUAUGGCAAUGAAGCUCGAUUUUGUAACGAUUUCAGAGGAAUUGGCUCGGGACCGAAUGUGUGCUUCUUGAACUAUAUGGAUGAAAAUACGCGCCAGAUCAAGGUUGGGAUCUUUGUGGCGGGAAAUAGCAAGAUUAGAAAAGGCGAAGAGCUGCUUGUUACGUAUGGCAAAUCAUUUUGGACCAACCGAGGGAUGAACAUGCAUGAGAAUCAUCACUCCAGCAAAAAAUAG